Molecule: messenger RNA, 1314 nt
Organism: Dichotomopilus funicola
Lineage: Eukaryota; Fungi; Ascomycota; Sordariomycetes; Sordariales; Chaetomiaceae
Exons: 4
Coding region: 1-1314 (437 amino acids)
Biological process (GO): histidyl-tRNA aminoacylation; mitochondrial translation
Cellular component (GO): cytosol; mitochondrion; cytoplasm
Molecular function (GO): histidine-tRNA ligase activity; RNA binding
Source: RefSeq, a predicted model, not a curated record
AUGGCCUCCAAAAGCUCCCUCAAAAGGGACUCGCGACUGGGUGGCACCAUCCUAGAACGCCACGGCGGCGUCCCCCUCGACACUCCCGUAUUCGAGCUCCGCAGCAUCCUCUCGGAGAAAUACGGCGAGGACUCCAAGCUGAUCUACGACCUCGCCGACCAAAGUGGCGAGGCCUGUUCUCUACGCUACGACCUCACCGUGCCCUUUGCCCGCUGGCUGUCCAUGCGCACCAAUGUCCAGCAUAUCAAGCGCUACCAGAUCGCCAAGGUCUACCGGCGGGACCAACCUGCCAUCUCACGGGGGCGGAUGAGGGAGUUUUAUCAGUGUGAUUUUGAUAUUGCGGGGGUUUAUGACACGAUGAUUCCGGAUGCGGAGAUUUUGUGUAUUAUCGCGGAGGUGUUUGAGGCGUUUGAGAUUGGGGUUGUUGUCAAGAUCAACCACCGGAAGAUUCUGGAUGGGGUGUUUGAGAUCGCCGGAGUGCCGGCUGAUAAGAUACGCGCUACUAGCUCGGCGGUGGAUAAGUUGGACAAGGCGCCGUGGGACGAGGUCAGGAAGGAGAUGUUGGAGAAGGGGCUUUCGGAAGAGGUCGCGGACCGUGAGAUGUUGGAGGACCUUGCAUCUGACCCCAAUCUCGCUGCAAGUAGCGCUCUACAAGAAGGCCUCGCUGAGAUGAAGCUGCUCGCGUCGUACCUCGAGGCCAUGGGCGUUAUCGACCAGGUCUCCUUCGACCUGUCUCUUGCCAGGGGACUCGACUACUACACAGGCUUGAUCUACGAAGUGGUCGUCGACGACGACAACGCCAGCGCACCUACCCAAGUCGUCGGUGUCGGCAGCAUUGCCGCGGGCGGUCGUUACGACGAUUUAGUAGGCAUGUACGGCCGGCGCCCCUUACCCUGCGUCGGCAUAUCCUUCGGCGUGGACCGUGUCUUCACCAUCCUCGACGCGCGACGGCAAAAGAAGAACGACAACUCUGAUCUCACCGGCCAGGUACAAGUCUACAUCAUGGCGUUCGGCGGGAAAGAGUUUGAUGGACUCUUAUUAGAGCGCAUGCGUGUGGCUCGCCAGCUAUGGGCUGCUGGGAUUCGAGCUGAAUUCGCUGCCAAGGUCAAGCCGAAGCCGCUCCAGCAGUUCAAUGCACCCGAGGGCGUACCCGUUGCGGUAAUGCUUGGUCAGGAGGAGCUGGAGGCUGGACAGGUGCGGGUGAAGCAGCUCCAUGUUGGGGAUAAGAAUGAUAAGGGACAGUUAGUGGCGAGGGAGCAGCUGGUGGAGGAAGUACGGAGGGUCUUGGCCUUGGUUACACCGCCGGCCCUGUAG